This is a messenger RNA of Exophiala spinifera, 798 nucleotides long. RefSeq lists its product as uncharacterized. Lineage: Eukaryota; Fungi; Ascomycota; Eurotiomycetes; Chaetothyriales; Herpotrichiellaceae. Gene Ontology annotation, molecular function: protein binding. The record is from RefSeq and is a predicted model, not a curated record. Bases 1 to 798 code for a protein of 265 amino acids. The transcript is spliced from 2 exons.
AUGGAGGACGCGACCGCCCAGAACCCGGAGCAGAAGAAGGAGAAGCCGCUCCACGAACUCCUAACAUCCUCGCUGGUCGACGUCUACGUCGGCGCAUCAUCAACACAUUGGACUCUACAUGAGCAACUCCUCUGCCACUAUUCACCAUUCUUCGCAACCAAGCUCCAUGCCGAUGAUAAAGAGGAGGAAAGGAAACAACGCGGGAACAAAAGUUAUAGCCUUCCAGACGAAGAUGAUGAACCUUUCGAGCUGCUUGUGGCCUGGCUAUACUCACAAUCCAUCCGCCCGCCAAAGGUCGAGAAUGACAUCGGUCCACUUCUCGAGCUUUACCUACUCGCAGUGAAACUCGAGGUGGAAAAGCUACAAUCUGAUGUGGUCGAAACUGUCAGAGACUACUACCACAGCACAUCCACCUACCCUGGUCUGCGCCGAGUGCAGUACAUCUAUUCGGAAACCGACGAGGACAAUGAGAUGCGCGAGAUGAUGGUGUCAGCCGUGGCUCGUCAAUUGACCACGAGCGACAAGAUCGCGGCACAUUGGGCUACUGCUCUCCAACGCAAUGGGCAGUUGGCCGUCGACAUCAUCCGGGCAAUCCAGCAAUGGCAUAUCGAAGAACGCAGUAUUCCAGACGCCAGAGAUGUUAGCUCCCACCGAGGCAGACGAGCGAGUGAAUUUGGCUUCAGCUCGAUCGAGCGUGUGGGCAAUUCGACCGAUACUGUAGACACAAACAUGGGUGUGGAGAGUGUGAACAGUGGAGCCAGCGAUGCCCCGAACAUCAAGAGCGAUGCUGAAGAGUAA